AUGCAGCACGAGGUGGAGCCCCUGUGCUCCCCGACCAUGGGCAACCCCUUGCACAAGGAGGCAGGACCCCUCCUUGCGGACCUGGAGAUCCCUGAGGAGACGCAGGCUCGGAGCCUGGGCAGGCCUGUCAAGUCCUCGAAGCAGUACCUGCAGCAGGUCAUUGCAGAAUAUGAGGCCCUGGACCGAGAGCUCCCGUGCAUCCGGAAGUUCCCCACACCGCCUGCUGCCCAGCCCCUCUGUCUCUGCAUGGAGUCCUCGGCCGAGGAGGAUUUUACCCACCUGGAGGUGCUGGAGGCGCUCGAGGCAGAGUUGCCCGGGGCCAUGGAGAGCGGGCGCGUGAGCAGCAUCCGCUUUGAGAACAUGAACGUCAUCUGUGGGACUGCGGGCCGCCGGGACAGGUGGCUCAUCACCGUUACGGACUUCCAGACUCGCUCGCGCCUGCUGCGCUCCGGGAUCCGGCCCCGCGGGCGCCUGCACCGGCUGCUGCGGCACGACGAACUGCUGCUGGGCGAUUACCGCCUGCACCUGCGGCGCUGCCAGGUCCGGCGGCGCAUGCUCGAGGCCCUGGGGGCGGAGUCGACCGAGGAGGACUGACACGUGGGGCGGGCCCGGCUGCGCUUGCGCACCGCCCAGCUGCCGCGGGCGACCCACCCGAACCCCGCAGGAAAGGGGGCGCUGCCUCCCCAGGAAGGAGGCGGGGCCAGCUCGAGGGGGUGGAUACUGUGAGUUUAAUUAUAAAGAAUGACCUGGUACAAAAGCCAUUUCUCUCUGCAAAAUCUUGGUGGGGGGUCAGGGAGAGGGAGGUGAUGGGGGUAGUGACGAGCCCCCACGUUAUAAUUCCGCCUCCCUAAUCUUCCUGCAGUCCUUGCAGGUGGACGCCUGGGUCCCAGUACUUUGAGGGGUGAACUGAGGCCUGGGAAAGGGAAGACCCGGGCGCCGGGGCUUUCAACGCGCGCCAUCCCUGUCUCAGCGAGACCCAGACGUGCUCAUUCGCCCCCU
Messenger RNA from Galeopterus variegatus (Sunda flying lemur), 999 nucleotides. RefSeq names its product chromosome unknown open reading frame, human C19orf81 (gene CUNH19orf81). The coding region runs from base 1 to 594 and encodes 197 amino acids. The transcript has 5 exons. Lineage: Eukaryota; Metazoa; Chordata; Mammalia; Dermoptera; Cynocephalidae. The record is from RefSeq and is a predicted model, not a curated record.